CUUGUUGUGAAUCUAAACAAAAUCAGUCAGUCGUCGUUUUGCUGUCGAAAGAGCAACGCGUCGAAGGGCCGCGCUCGCGGUCGGAGCAUGGUGUGGCAGUGAACGAACCCCGGAACGAUGCACGCGCUCUUCGGCGAACAGAGCCCUUAUGCGUACCGCGGAGGAGCCGCCGGCGGCUACUCGGCCGGAGUGACCCCCUAUGCCUACGAGCAGUACCGGUACGGGUACGGAGCGCCCUACCUCCACCCGCACCAGCAGCAUGUCGGCGCGCCCAAAGACAUGGUUAAACCGCCCUAUUCGUACAUAGCGCUCAUCGCUAUGGCCAUACAAAAUGCACCGGACCGUCGAAUAACGUUGAACGGCAUUUAUCAGUUCAUCAUGGAGCGCUUUCCUUACUACCGAGAAAAUAAACAAGGCUGGCAAAAUUCUAUAAGACACAAUUUAAGUCUCAACGAGUGUUUUGUGAAAGUGGCGAGAGACGAUAAAAAGCCCGGCAAAGGAAGCUACUGGACUCUGGAUCCUGAUUCUUACAAUAUGUUCGAUAACGGAUCGUACCUGCGGCGGCGACGUCGGUUUAAAAAAAAAGACGCUCUAAAAGAGAAGGAAGAAGCUUUGAAAAGACAGCAGCAGCUACAGCAGGCACAGGAGGCCCUGGCGGCGCAGGAGGCGCUGAGCGCGGCCGACGCGCUGGGCCAGGCGCGCGACGUCAAGCCCGACGUCAAGCCGCGCAUCUUCGAGUGCCGGCCCAAGCGCGAGCCCGGCGCCGAGUGUGCCCGCUAUGACAAACCAUCCGAAGCUAUGGACGAUUUUAGCGAACCCCGGUUGCCACCCUCAGCCGUAUAUUGCUCUCCGCAACCAUACUCUCUGGCCGCGGAGGAGUUCCGGGCAGCCACUUCGGGCUGGUACGCGGCGCCUGAACCGCCCGCCGAGCAACUGCCGCCAGCAUUCCGUGAUCUCUUUGAGCCGCCGAGCUGUCAGCUGGCCGGUUUCCGCGGCGGCUCCCCCGGGCCCGACGCUUACAGAGCGUCGCCGCCGCCGCAUCACCACUACCGCACACCGGCGCCCUCGUACUAUCACCAUCAAGCCUGCGUUGCAGCCGCUCCGACACCCGCUCACAAGUCCUACUGAGAUAUUGCCCUCAGGUAUGACGGUACGAAGAUAAAGCGGGAGGCAGUGCGCAGGGAACAGGGGUGUCCUUGUGAUGACGACGCACAGCACGAGCUGUGAUGUGCUGUUGGCUUAACAACAGCACUCGGACUCUACACUAUGACCGUCUCUACACCAUAGAGGUUCAUUCAUAGUGCCACAAGACUUUUUAGUAUGUAUAUUCGCUUGAAAAACUAAGUAUUGUAUCAUAUACUUAACUUUUCUUAACCAUAAGUCAUGUUAACGCAUGAUUAACAAAAACGCGCUGUAGAUUUGUAUAUUUUAAUCAAUUGAAUAUAUUCUUAUAGUAUGACACUAUUCCGAAGUAGAAAGUAAAUUAUCAGCAAAUCAACAAUUUGGUCAUUGAUUCCGUUUAUGACAAUAUUAUAUUACAGUAUUAAGCAUGGGAGUGUUUAUCAAUUAUGUAAAUAUAUUACUGUCGUUUAAAUAGUUUUUAAUUUCUAAAUUAUAGUAUAUUAUAAAGCUUUACAAAUGUUUAGUUAAGAUAUUUAAAUUCUAGUCUAUUCAUUGCUAAGUUCGUGACAUUGUAAUAUUGAAAGUGAAAAAGUUUCUGGUGGUUCUUAGUUAAAUAUUCAUAAAUUAAUAUAAGUACUAUGGCAUUUUCAAAAUAUGGUUAUUAUGUAAAAUGUGUGUUCAAAGUUGUAUCUAAACACUUAAUUUAGGCUACACCUGGAUUGAAAAUGAUAUAAUGUUUGGGUCAUUUAAAAAACAUUUAAAAAUAAUACUUUAAUGAUGAGUGUGUAUUUUAUAACUAAAAAUAAAAUAUUAUCCAAAAUAAUCAAGUCAUUUUAUAAUAUUUCAAGAUAGCUAGGAUAAAAAAUAUUCACGGUACCAUGAUUCAUAGUAUCUGUCAAUCAAUCAAUUUUAAUGAAUCAUGUUUAAUUAUGUAAGUUUCGUAAACUGCAAAUAUUUUUUGUUACAACGAUUUAACAUAGUAAGAUAGAAGAAGUAAAUACCUAAAUACUAUUUAAAAUUGUUCAUUAUGAAUUAAUUCAUAACUAAGAUGGACACUGCAUUCUGUCGUAUUUUGGGUUCAUUAUGUCAUUGUAAAUGAACUUGCCAGAUGCGUACCAUGCAUGCAUAAAAUUAACUAUCUUUAUUUUACCAUUUUUUCCUUUAUGCAGUCUCUUUGUGUGUACUUUUAUGUAUGACCCUACAAGCCAUUCCAAAAUUAUAAUAUGUAUCUUACAUGUAUAAUAUUUAUCACAUCAUGUCUGUAAGUUAUUGAUUUGUUUAAUAAAUGUGCACACUCAUAUAGACUGAGCAUUUUCUACUAAGUUUAUUUAUUUGAAAACUUUCAAUAGUAUCUGUAAGGAGGCCGAAUGUAGGCGUGUAGUUUAGCUAAGUAUUCUGAGAUAUUUAGAGUAAUAGGAUCAAUAGCAUAGCCAGUAGAUGUUAGCCACAUUUAUUGUUAUGAAUUUCAGACUAAGUACAUUUGACAUAAGGAUGUAAGUAUUUGAAGUGUGGGAUUAACUUGUGAUUUCUUGCAUAAAUGUAAAAUAACAGUUUCUAACGUAUUCGAUUCUAUUCAUUCCUAUACUACAAUCUGUAAAAGCUACCUUUUAUGGUAUCAAAGCAAAAAGCUCGAUGAAGCUACGUACGUUUUCUUUCACCUAUAUGUAAUCAAAUAACUUAAUUUUUCUACUUUCGUGAUGUAUUUUGCAGUUGUCUGACGUUCUUGCCGUUUACCCAAUUUUAGUAUACUACAUACAUUGAUAGUUAUCAAGUGUAAACAUAGAAUUAACUAGCAUUUGUAUUUCUAUUGAUUAUAAAGGCUUAUUCAAACACAA
This is a messenger RNA of Ostrinia nubilalis (European corn borer), 2957 nucleotides long. RefSeq names its product fork head domain-containing protein crocodile-like (gene croc). Lineage: Eukaryota; Metazoa; Arthropoda; Insecta; Lepidoptera; Crambidae. The transcript has 2 exons. The record is from RefSeq and is a predicted model, not a curated record. The coding region runs from base 118 to 1128 and encodes 336 amino acids. Gene Ontology annotation, molecular function: DNA-binding transcription factor activity, RNA polymerase II-specific; RNA polymerase II cis-regulatory region sequence-specific DNA binding. Gene Ontology annotation, biological process: cell differentiation; regulation of transcription by RNA polymerase II; anatomical structure morphogenesis.